AUGGACAAUAACCAAUUGAACUGCGCACAUUUCUCAAUUUUCCUCUUGAAAUUACCUCAGGAGAUUAGUGGAGAAUGCCAGAAAAUUCCGGAGAACAAAAUUGCGGCAGAUAAGUUCUACUUCAAUUAUUUCUUUAGCGGCAAAACUGCAAUGAAGGCUUUUGUAUUUGAAGGUGUCGAUGGUACACGCAAAUACAAAAGCCUUCAUUGCAGUUUCGCCGCUCUUACAAAGAAAUAA
Molecule: messenger RNA, 237 nt
Organism: Clunio marinus
Lineage: Eukaryota; Metazoa; Arthropoda; Insecta; Diptera; Chironomidae
Source: the annotation of a GenBank genome assembly